GAAGCGCUAUUAACGGUUUUGAAAUUUAACUUUCUUCUCAUAUUAUUCGCCUUUCAAUGGCUAUUAUGUUUUUAUUACUACUUAGAAUUUUACAUACGUGAGACAUUUAAGAUAUGACUGUAAGAGUAACGUAUACUGUUCUGUGCUAAUAUCAUUUAGAAUAUAAUAUAUAUAAGAGAUCGAAAUAAUACAUUUAGCUGGACACAGAUUAAGUCAUGGAAUCAUUUCGUUUAGGUGAACCUGGCACCAUAAACAAUACAGAAACACUUAACCAACUGCCAGGAAACUACAAGGAAGAAACGCUUGGACGCAGAGAAAAUGUUUAUUAUGAUACAGGAAAAACAACUCCGAAUUCAACAGAUGACAACAGUUAUGACAAAAGUUCAGAACUAUUACCGACAUCCGGAGAACAGACAUCAGGCAACUUAAAAUCAAUCUCUUCACAGGCUGCUAGACAAUUUUCGGCUGAUGUGAAACCGCCAUAUUCAUACAUUGCCUUAGUUACGAUGGCAAUUGAAAGUGCGCCAACUGGAAUGAUGUCGUUAAACGAAAUUUAUCAGUUUAUAAUGAAUCGAUUUCCAUAUUAUCAAAAAGACCAACAAAGAUGGCAGAACUCAGUAAGACAUAACCUAUCUCUAAACGAUUGUUUUAUUAAAGUGCCACGUGCUGCAGGACGCCCAGGAAAGGGAAGUUAUUGGGCAAUACAUCCAGAUUGUAAAGAUAUGUUUGGCAAUGGUAGUUUCCUCAGAAGAUCAUCACGUUUCAAAAAGAAUAAAAAAGCAGACGAUUUCAGCAAAAACCCGUUUGGUCACCUGUAUGGAUCUCAUUCUGCACUUCCGGUUCCACCGCCAUUACACUCUCAUCAAUUUCCGUUUGCUGCUGAUACUAAUGCAUUUAAAUGGACGCCGUUUUCAGGAUAUACCCCUCAAACUCAAAGUGAACAUUCACUGAAUUCUGCAUUUGGGACAAGUUUUGGACAGCAUGUUGCUGCACCGUUCAGCCAUCAAAUGGCACCAAGUAACACAGACUCGUAUUAUUCUCCAACCUAUCAAACUCUUUCUUCGUCGCCGUAUAGUGGAUCAUCGCAUCAUUUUGGACAUCAGAGACUCUAAACAAUUUCAAUGUACAGUUGCCGUUUUAAAGAAAAUAUUAUCUAUGACAGGUGGGUGUAUUAGCAAGUGAUUUUGUGCAAUACAAAUUUCUGAAAGACGAUUUGCAUUCAAAUCAAAGAAACAUUUUUUUUUCAUUUAUUACAUGCAAUUAUACUCACCUUGACAAAUUGUUAUAAUGCCAUUAGCAAAAUAAAAAUGUAAUA
This is a messenger RNA of Mytilus trossulus (common blue mussel), 1315 nucleotides long. Its product is annotated as forkhead box protein D1-like. Gene Ontology annotation, molecular function: RNA polymerase II cis-regulatory region sequence-specific DNA binding; DNA-binding transcription factor activity, RNA polymerase II-specific. The transcript has a single exon. The coding region runs from base 216 to 1112 and encodes 298 amino acids. The record is from RefSeq and is a predicted model, not a curated record. Gene Ontology annotation, biological process: regulation of transcription by RNA polymerase II; cell differentiation; anatomical structure morphogenesis. Lineage: Eukaryota; Metazoa; Mollusca; Bivalvia; Mytilida; Mytilidae.